Diabrotica balteata is the source of this 1506-nucleotide messenger RNA. Lineage: Eukaryota; Metazoa; Arthropoda; Insecta; Coleoptera; Chrysomelidae. The record is from the annotation of a GenBank genome assembly.
AUGGAAGACGCUGGUACAGAUCAAGUAGGUAAUGGUUUGCGGAAUAUAGAAGUCGAAGACUCUUUUCAAGAUGCUGAGGAUGGUCAAUGCCUUGGGCACAUGGGGAAUGGCAAAUCUGAUGAAAGAGAUGCCCUCGGAAGAGCUGGAAACUCUUCUGGAGAAAAAUAUGCAAGGAUGCCAGUGCACAAGUAUUCUUCCCAUUACAACAUGGAACAUCCUAAAAGAGGCUUGGCUCUCAUCUUCAACCAUGAAAUCUUCGAAUGUGGAAAUUUGAAGCCCAGAAACGGCACUAACGAAGACUGCAAAAACCUGAAAGAGUGCCUUAUUGCUUUGGGCUUUGAUGUGCAUGUUUUCAAGGAUUUAAAUUAUAGGGAUAUUGAACAACACAUCCGUGAAACUGCCCAAACUGAUCACAAUAAACAUGAUUGUUUAUUAAUUUCUGUCCUUUCCCACGGUGAAAUGGGAAUAAUAUAUGCAAAAGAUACACCAUAUAAGCCUGACAAUCUAUGGGCAUCUUUUACUGCAGAUAGGUGCCCCAGUCUUGCAGGAAAACCAAAAAUAUUUUUCUUGCAAGCUUGCCAAGGUGAUAAAUUAGAUGGUGGGGUAAGUUUGUCGAGAACUGAAACCGAUGGAGAGAUUCACAAUACAUAUAAAAUCCCAGUUCAAGCUGACUUCCUCAUAGUGUAUUCUACAGUAAAAGGUUAUUACUCAUGGCGUAAUACCACUAAAGGCUCCUGGUUCAUCCAAUCGCUUUGUGACGAACUGAAGAAGAGGGCUCUUGAGCUGGACCUCGUGACCAUCCUGACGUUCGUCUCUCAACGUGUUGCCUUAGACUUCGAAAGCAACGUUCCAGACAACAUCACCAUGCACCGCCAAAAGCAAAUACCCUGUGUGGUGAGCAUGCUCACUAGAUUGAUCCAGUUUAACCAUAAGAUGGUUUAGGAACAUUAUUGCCGGCUUGUGGAUAAGUUUUUUUCGGAUAUAUAUAUUAAGUAUCUAUAACUCAAUAAAAAAUGUCGGCUUGAUUCAUAUUUUAAGCAUAUCUCUCAAAUUUUUACGUUUGUAGUUUAAUGAAUUGAGUUAUUUCUUAUUACUUGCUAUAGAUGACCGUUCGACAUCAACAAGAAUAAUUUCCAUGAUAAAAACUAGUGUCAACAAAGUCUGUGUAAAAUGUAGGCAAAUUUCAGACAUGUGCUAAAAGAUUUUUCCUGGAAUUUACUAAAAAUGACAAAAAGUAAAGUUAUUUUCUCAUUUUGUAGUACAGGCUGUUUGUGCAUAUAAAUACAUCAGUUUAAUCAAUCUAUUAAUUCUAGGACUAUUUUUAUUUUAAGAAGAAAGCUACAAAAACAAGUUGAAUCCGUUACAGUGAAAACAUAGCCAUGACAUAUAUUUAUAUUUUUAUCUUAUCUACUUAAAAUAUACUUAUUUAAUUAUAUAAUUUAAUCAUAUUUAGCGUUUCCGAAAAAAAUUUUUCACAACCAAAAGUUAUUUUUGGAGUGAGGCUGU